This is a messenger RNA of Puccinia graminis f. sp. tritici CRL 75-36-700-3, 1869 nucleotides long. RefSeq lists its product as uncharacterized. The record is from RefSeq and is a predicted model, not a curated record. The transcript has 15 exons. NCBI's taxonomy places the organism in Eukaryota, Fungi, Basidiomycota, Pucciniomycetes, Pucciniales, Pucciniaceae. The coding region runs from base 63 to 1637 and encodes 524 amino acids. Gene Ontology annotation, biological process: carbohydrate metabolic process. Gene Ontology annotation, molecular function: cation binding; alpha-amylase activity.
GGGGUACACAUAGACUCUCUCAAGACUUCCAAAGAGCUGCCAACCACAACAAACAUACAGCCAUGCAGCUUCCCAAGAGGCACAAGUCAUCAUGGGUAUCCCUACUAGCCCUUGCCACCCUCGCCUGUUCAGCCAAGUCGCCCGCCUCACUCGGCUCACUCACCCAGAACCACCUCCUCUUCCCCCUGGCCGGCCUCAAGAACUGGCUGGUCCGCAGGCGCUCGCAUCGUGUGGACGAGCAACUGGUGGCCAGUUGCACGAGGAAACGCUUGGACGAUGACCCUCCAUCGACGGACCGGGUGACAGUCCAAUUGUUCCAGUGGAGAUACUCGGAUGUCGGCGACGAAUGUGAGGCCUUCUUAGGCCCGAACGGAUACCGAUACGUUCAGGUUUCGCCACCUCACGAACACAUUGAAGGGCCACAGUGGUGGACAGACUAUCAGCCGGUCAGCUACCGGAUCGGCUCCAAGAGGGGAUCCGAGGCCGAGUUCGAUAGGAUGGUUCAACGUUGCGGCGGUGCUGGGGUGGGCGUGAUUGUGGACGUAGUCCUUAACCACAUGUCCGCCGGUAGCACCACUGAAUAUCGUCGAGGCAGCUCCGGGUCGUCAUACCGGAAAUACGAGUAUCCUGACCUCUACACGCGGAACAACUUCCAUAAAUGUCGAAAGCGUGGAAAUCUCGAGAUCACCAAUUAUAUGAAUCGGUAUGAGGUGCAAAACUGUGAACUAGUGGGACUAGCAGACUUGAAGACCUCCCAGCGACAUGUGCAGGUCCAACUGAAGAGUUAUCUGACGAGACUAGUAGACAAGGGCGUCGCUGGUUUUCGGAUUGAUGCCGCCAAACACAUUCCCGCCUCCGAGCUGCUCGACAUCCUCAAGCUCAUCCCCAUCAGAGUCGUCCAGGAAGUCAUGUAUACCGGCGGUGAACCGAUCCGGCCUGAGGAAUACUCCGCCAUUGGUCGAGUUCACAUCUUCCAGGCCGCGUACGAUCUUAAGCGAAUGUUUUUGUCUGAUGGAAUCGCUUAUCUAGGUCAUCCCGUUCCUUGGGGACCUCAGUGGGGUGAUGGCUAUCUACCAAGUUCACAUAGCCAGAUCUUUGUGACCAACUGGGACCUCGAGCGGAACGAGCAUGGCAUAAGGAUCGACAAGGACCCAGGGGCAUAUCUGCUCUGUCAAGUCUUCAUUCUCACCUGGGGAUACGGCCAAGUAGACGUCUUUAGUGGUUAUCACUUCUCCGCUUAUGAUGACGGUCCUCAGGACCCGGUCGCUCAAUGUGGUCGGUUUGGCUGGAGAUGCGAACAUCGACAUCCGAUGGUCGUAGGAGCCAUCCAACUCGGGGCUGCUGCUUCAGACCAACCCGUGCACAACAUAAUAACUUCCGGCGCGCAUCGACUGGCGUUCAGUCGAGGCUCGAAAGUGUUUGUGGCGAUCAACAACGACGACUCGGCCUGGGUGCUGAGGGACGUGGUCGUGGGGUUGCCGCUCCCGGCGUCGCCUGAGGAUGCAUACCGAGAUCGGCUCCACCCCGCAGGGGAAGGCCAACUCGUGCAUCUACAGCCAGACCCCUCAUCCAGCCUCGCCCGCUUGUGUCCUCUCACUAUUGCCCCAAGAUCGGCAAUCGGAAUCAUGGUCGUCUGACAACAUCUUUUUUCGGAUGGAAUCUCCCUCUUUUUCCCUCCUUGGCUCCUAUUAUGUCUAAUGUAAACAAACACAAUCUGUGUCUCUGCUUUGUUUUUGGUUGCAGUUGGGAUUGGUCCACUGGAGUUUGUAUAGUUGCAAUGAUUAAUAUUUUGAUAUGUAGUCGAGGACACUAUGAACUUUCUUUGGAUUGUGGGUGGUAGUGGCACGAAUCUGACAAUGCUGAUAGAGA